Paramisgurnus dabryanus is the source of this 1170-nucleotide messenger RNA. Lineage: Eukaryota; Metazoa; Chordata; Actinopteri; Cypriniformes; Cobitidae. The record is from RefSeq and is a predicted model, not a curated record.
AUGGCUCAAACUCUAUAUUUCAGACUUCUCAUUGAUUUGACUCAAAUUCUUUCUUUCAUAGCUCUCUGUUUAUUAUCUGAAUGCAUUCUGCCCCGCUAUUACCAUAUAAACAUGAAGAAGACCUGGACUGAAGCUCAGAGAUACUGCAGAGAGAAAUACACAGAUCUGGCCACAGUCAACAACAUAAAUGACAUGAAACAAGUGACAAAGAGUGUGAAUAACAGCCCGAAUGAGCUCAUCUGGAUUGGACUGAGGAGAUCAAAUGUAUAUACAUGGAAGUGGUCUCUGGGGGAUCCUGUAAACUAUACUAACUGGUAUAAUGGAGAAUCAAAUGGUCCGAAUAAUAUUUGUGCUUAUUUGAGAAAUGGAACAUGGCAUCAGCAGGACUGUAAUGUGAACAUGAGAUUCAUCUGCUACAAUGAGUCAAAGGAAAUCAUUAAACAAUCUUUAUUUUCUCAAACAGAGAGCAUUAAAUCACACUUCAUUGAAACUUCUAUUAAAACAUGGAGAGACGCUCAGAUCUUCUGCAGACAGCAUCAUACCGAUCUGACCAGUGUGAGGAAUCAAAAUGAGAAUCAACAGAUUGAGAAGAUCAUAAAUGACAGUCAGAUAUCUGUCUGGAUUGGUCUGUUCAGAGACUCAUGGGAGUGGUCAGAAGAGAGUGACUCCACCUUCAGAUACUGGCUGGCUGGUGAACCUAAUAAUGCUGGUGGUUCUGAAGAUUAUACAAUUGUCAGUGUAAUAGAUCAGGGACAGUGGAUCGAUACGCCUGGAGAUUCCUAUCGUACCUUUGUGUGUCAUGAAGAUAAGCUGAUACUGAUCCAGUUGAAUCUGAACUGGCCUGAAGCUCUGAGAUACUGCAGAGAGAAUCAUGUGGAUCUGAUUUCAGUUGAUUCAAAGGAGAUUCAGUACAUGGUGACAGAAGUGAUUCAUCGAGCCUCUACUGACGCCGUGUGGAUGGGUUUACACUAUUACUGCCUCAUGAACCUCUGGAUCUGGAUACGAGGAGAGGAUGUGUGCUAUCAGAAUUGGGCUCAAGAGAACGGGACACAACUGGUGAACUGCAACACUGAACACAGAGCUGGGGCAGUUCAGUCUGGAAGAGAUCAUCGCUGGAUCAGCCUUCCUCAAUCUCACCAACUCAACUUCAUCUGCAUCAGAAAGGAAUGA